This is a messenger RNA of Blepharisma stoltei, 822 nucleotides long. NCBI's taxonomy places the organism in Eukaryota, Ciliophora, Heterotrichea, Heterotrichida, Blepharismidae. The record is from the annotation of a GenBank genome assembly.
AUGCAGUCUGCAAAGUCUGAAAGUGCUGCUUAUGAUGAUGUUUCGAAAUACUAUAAUGCAAAUUUGCUAGAAAGCGUACAAAACUUAGGUAAUAACUUUGUAAAUAACCUUCAGCAGGUGAUGGAAAAAAGUUUGCCGAUUCAUAUAAAUAAAAUCGAAAAUGAGCUUGUUGACAACUUGAGGGAAAAAAUAAAAAUCUAUACUUUUGAACUUAUAAAAGCAGACAUCGAUAAAACUAAAAAGAAGUUUAGUGAGGAUUUCGAAAAAAUUAAGAAUCAAAACAAAUUGCACUUUGAAAGGAUAAAAAUGAUUGAGGAUAGAAUCAUAUUACAUUUUAAAAAGAAUUUUCUAUUAAAUUAUUUAGGAUUGCUAUAAUUUUUAUAGUAAAUAUAUAUUAAAAUAUAAUUUCUUAUUUAUAACAUAAAUAAAUUAAGUAUAAAAUUGGAGAACGAUUAUAAGCAAAUUGACAGCCAAUAUGAAGAGGAGGAAAGCCAAAUCGAAACUUUGGAAAAAUCCAUUCAAGAUGUGCUAAAACUAAAUGAUAAAGAAGCUCUUAUAGACAAACUUUUAAGUUUAGACCCGAAUGUGUUGCAGCCUGACUCUUUGUCAGCUGAUACAAUAGAUGCUCUAUUAAAUAAAAUUCUUGAUUUAAUCGUGGAUGACAGUAUCGAUUCAUUGGAUGUAUGAGUUGAGCAAAUAUGCAAAGUAAUGCCUUUAAAGACUCCUAAAAGUCAAAAAACAGUUUACAGAAUUGUUAUGUCGAAUAAAAAUAAUUUAGAUAAUGCCAAAAAGAUAGCGUUUGAGAGGACAAUGAGUGGCUAG